CAUUCCUUCUGCUCACCCUCUUUCCCACUGACUCACAGAUAGCUGCCGCUACAGUGUGAUUAAUCACCGAUCAACUGCACGACGAUAUGAGGGUGACUAUCUCUCCUCAGUAAUGGCUACCAUAGUACUUUCUCGGUCGUUGUGGCGGCAGAGUGCUUUUCACCAGCCUGGCACUCGAAUCCAGAGCAUAGCAAUGUCUCGGCGACGACCCUUCUCCUCCUACUUUGUCACUCCGAAAGAAGUCCACGAAGCACUCCGUAAAAAUCCUCCCACCGCGAUCUCCACCGAUGCGAAAGUCAUUCCUAUUUGUGCAGCAUGGUUCAUGCCGAACGAUCCUGAGAAAAGGACGGGGCUCGACGUCUUUCAAAAGAAGAGAAUACCCACGGCAAGAUUCUUCGAUAUUGAUGAGAUAAAAGACAAAGAGUCAGAAUAUCCACACAUGCUGCCGACGUGCGACGAAUUUGCCCAUGCCAUGUCCAAGCUGGGGGUCAGGAAAGAGGAUGAAUUGGUCAUCUAUGAUACUGAAGAGCUUGGAUUGUUCUCCGCUCCUCGGGUUGCAUGGACGAUGCGAGUAUACGGUCAUCCCAAGGUUCAUGUGCUCAACAACUUUCGUCUCUGGGUAAAAGAAGGACUUCCUGUCGAGACCGGGCCGCCGCAGGUGCCCAACAUCACCAAAUACCCCGUGCCCAGCUACAAUACGGACAUGGUGGUCAAGUUCGCAGAAAUGAAGACUAUUGGAUACGAUCAUGGAAAAGAGGGCGCCGAAGACAUUCAGAUCCUUGACGCUCGGUCGAAGGGCAGGUGGGAAGGUACAGAGCCGGAACCUCGACCAGGGCUGAAGUCGGGACACAUGCCAGGCUCGACAAGCCUACCAUUCCAAGAGCUUCUGGACCCGGAAACGAAAACGAUGCUACCCAAGGAAGCGCUGAGGAAGAUUUUCGAAGACAAACACGUCGAUCUCAAGAAGCCCAUAAUUACCAGUUGCGGGACAGGAGUAACGGCAGCAAUUAUCGAAGCUGCACUCAAAGAGGCAGACUAUGGAGCAGAAGAUGACCGAAGACUAUACGAUGGCAGCUGGACGGAAUGGGCUUCUAGGGUCUCGCCUACGAGUGGUCUCAUUCAGUCCGGCCGGUCAACUUGAUGAAAAUUGUCAAUCUGCCUGUUUUUGAGUGAUCCCAGUCUCAUUUCGCUGGCCUUUUUACCGUCAGAAUUGCAUGCUUAUGUGAAUUUCAAUAUUAGCGACGGUGUAUGGCGUUUUAAGUCGAGCGUACGAAGUGUCGGCUGAUAUUUCGAAUAUGAUUCUACUCUGUCAUCCU
Messenger RNA from Exophiala xenobiotica, 1316 nucleotides. RefSeq lists its product as uncharacterized. The coding region runs from base 113 to 1141 and encodes 342 amino acids. Gene Ontology annotation, molecular function: thiosulfate-cyanide sulfurtransferase activity. The transcript is spliced from 2 exons. Gene Ontology annotation, biological process: transsulfuration. Lineage: Eukaryota; Fungi; Ascomycota; Eurotiomycetes; Chaetothyriales; Herpotrichiellaceae. The record is from RefSeq and is a predicted model, not a curated record. Gene Ontology annotation, cellular component: mitochondrion.